Molecule: messenger RNA, 1508 nt
Organism: Musa acuminata AAA Group (dessert banana)
Lineage: Eukaryota; Viridiplantae; Streptophyta; Magnoliopsida; Zingiberales; Musaceae
Exons: 2
Coding region: 652-1053 (133 amino acids)
Source: RefSeq, a predicted model, not a curated record
CAAACAGAGUAAAAAGGAAGGAAUGGCUUCACUGCAAGCGGCCCGACAUGACCGCCAAGCACGCAUGAAGAGAGGAGAGACGGGCUUCACUGCCAUGUCUAUCAGAUCAAACACCACAGAAUACCAUCAGCCAUAGCCAGUGGGAGUAGAGGCUUUUAGGUGUUCUGUUCUCCCUAUUCCUAGUGGUGGAUAAAAGAGCUUCCAGUCGUGGUUUAUCUUCUCACACCGUGGCGCACUGGUUUUGUGCCUCACUGUCUCGUAUGUCCUGAAAGGGUUGCUGGAAUUCCUUUCCCUGUGCUCGAUCUUUUCAUCUUUUUUUAUUAUAUAUUUAUUCUUCGUUUCCUGGGAGUUUUCCUCUUCGGGUGGCUUAAAGCUAUCCCAAAAUUGCAGCAGAAUCCAAUCUUGAUUCCUGGACCUACUGCGGUGGGUUGUGGGAUUUCAUUUCCUAGAAGAAAGGUUCCGCCUUUUUGGUGCUUGUAUUGGGUUCCAAGAUUCUCCGAUCCUUUUAUUCUGGUUCUGGGUGUUAUCGGAGACUUCGGUUGAACGAAUUGUUCUUGGAUUUGAUUGAAGGCUUGGGUUUUUUGGGCGUUUCUUCCCGAAAAAUCCCCUUUUUUGGGUCGUAAAAUGAGCCUUCAGGGGUUGUGAUCUGACAUGAGGGUUUUAUCAUGCAAUUGCCACUUUCCUCUUGACUGCUGCUCCGAGUCAUCGGUCCGCUGUUACCCGCCUUGCACUCCCAAGUCGGAGUGGGGAGACGCCCAAAAUGUUUUCUCGAGCCCGGCUCCAGUUUCUAUGGCUUUGGAGGAGAAGCCAUCUGAUGAGAAGGUUGUGAUCGAGCAAAAUAGUGCAGAGGAUGUGAAGGUUGAGAUCUUUUUGAAGAGCUGCCUAAAGAAGCCAAGAGUAUCGGAUUCAGGACACGUUGGAAAGCUCAAUGUUAAAUGGACAGAUUUGUUGGGUAAAGAACUUGUUGAAAUCAAGGAGUUUGAAGCAGCUGAAUCUGAAGAAUCAGAGGAUUUCACUGAUGACAGCAUUGGAUGCCUUUGUGUUGUUCAAUGACAAGGAUGUACUUCUCUAAAGCCUUCAUGGAAAAACCAAUGCGAACUGCUCGAUGUUUGAUUCUGUUUGCACUUCUCCAUCACAGAGUCAAUUAAGUCAUCAAUCAUCCAGCUUUUCCUGCUCCUAUUUCGAUUCCCUUCUGCCGCUACAAGUCAAACUUAAAAAGUCAAGCAGAAGCAGUUGCUCUGGAGUGGCAUUGAUUGGGUGCAUUUCAUAUAUUGGAUGUAGUUGGUAGUAAUGUAAAAGUUUAAAUAAAGUAGACUACAGUGAUGUCCAGAAUAUCCAGUUUCAUAUGUUGGAUUUUAUAGGAAGUGAUUGUUGAACUUCUUCCUCUUUGCAUCAAGUGUUGGUUGUUUCUUUACUGUGGAUCUUUCUGAAGUGUUGAUGCAGUCUGUAUACAUUGUCUUAGAUUUUUAAUGAUACUGCCUAAAUAAAUUUAGCCAGACUUUUCUUAA